This is a messenger RNA of Lobosporangium transversale, 404 nucleotides long. RefSeq lists its product as hypothetical. Bases 19 to 201 code for a protein of 60 amino acids. NCBI's taxonomy places the organism in Eukaryota, Fungi, Mortierellomycota, Mortierellomycetes, Mortierellales, Mortierellaceae. The transcript has a single exon. The record is from RefSeq and is a predicted model, not a curated record.
GAAAACUCAUUUUCUUCAAUGAAAACACACACACAUUUAUAUACCCAUGCGCAUAUCGCCAUGCGAAAAAAAAAAGUAAACUAUUUUUGUGCUUUCAUUCUCUAUAGUCCUCAACUCUCAAAAGGAUUAAAAAAAGCAGGCACAUGCUUCGAUGGAGAUACAGAGAGGGGAGGGAGAGGGAGAGGCGAGUCAACGAUGUGAACUGACAGAUGACACGCGUGAGGAACUAGCUUAUGCAUCAAAAAGGCAGGCAGACGGUAAAAUACAGUAAAAUAGUAAAAUAACAAACGCGGAAAAGUACAUGUGUCUUUUUUGCGUUCGAUGCAAUGCAGUGUCAAUAUGCAUGCAUACUUGGCUAGAGAUAUGCCGUUUGUUCAUGCCAAUCCCAUCAAGGUAUACGAAAG